AUACAGAGCCAUGCCGUUGGAUGCUUUCUCUCAUAUUGCUUCACAGUCCCAUGUCCCCAGCUACCCCUCUGUGGGGAAGGUGAAUAGUUCCGUCCUGCCAACAUGGCCGCCACCAUGAAGAAAGCGGCUGCAGAAGAUGUCAAUGUAACUUUUGAAGAUCAACAGAAAAUUAAUAAGUUUGCAAGAAAUACUAGCAGGAUCACAGAACUGAAAGAAGAAAUAGAAGUAAAAAAGAAACAGCUUCAGAAUUUGGAAGAUGCUUGUGAUGACAUCAUGAUGCUUGAUGAUGGUGAUUCACUUCUAAUACCCUACCAAAUUGGAGAUGUCUUCAUUAGUCAUUCCCAAGAGGAGACUCAAGAGAUGCUGGAGGAGGCAAAGAAAAGUUUACAAGAAGAAAUUGAAGCUUUAGAAUCUCGAGUGGAAUCAAUUCAGAGAGUGUUGUCUGACCUGAAAGUUCAGCUCUAUGCAAAAUUUGGAAAUAAUAUAAAUCUCGAGGCUGAGGACAGUUAAAGGUGUUAUGAAUAUACCAUCCAACUUCUCUUUUAGUAAAUAUUUUGAUAACAUUGUUCCAAUUACAUUAAAAAAAAAAAAAUCACCACUGUUUUUUCCUUUCCUGUCUUGGGUUCCAGCUAUUUAAUAAGAGCUUUCUUACUUUGGUUAUUGCAGUUAUUUAUUAGUUUAAGAAAGCAUUGGCUUCAUACUGUUGGUAAAGCAUCAAGACUGGAAUAUUUGCAUUUUUCAUUAAAGGAGUAAAAUCGGGCACACAUUGUAGUUUCCUUGGUCUUGUUUUCCACUCAAGAAAAUACUUAAGUAUAAAAUCAGUAGAAAUGUGGAGGCUUUGUUUUGCACUGUAAUGGUUAUUUGAUAGGAGUUCCUCUGUGAUGUAUAGGGUAUGCUUCAGUUGUAGGCCUGCUGACAGCAGCCUUCCUGGAAAUACUAAAUCUCUCCUUUUGUCUUUCAGUCGUAGCUCAGAUAGUGUAAACGCUGGUAGCUCAGUGCACAGCCUCGCAACAAGUUGGCAGGGGAGAAAGGAGAGCUCUUGAAAGCUUCCAUUGGUAGUGAAGAAAAGCUUUUGGUGUCUCAGUUGUAUUCAGUCAUUUACUGCUUUGUGUUUGGAAUCACAAAAGAUACUGUAAGUCAGAAUGGUGAGUCUUAAUUUCUUCAAAUUUUCCCAAACAGUCCUUUUCUAAAUCCACAUUUAUACAUCAAAUUGAUAUCAAAAUUGUUCUUGGAUGAUUGUGCUGUGUCAACAUCAAUCCCUGGAGCUAUGCUUCUGUCAUUAUAUGAAGUUGAAUGUAAUACUUAAUAGAUGACUCCUUACAUCCUUCAAACAAAGUACUGCCUCACUGUAAUUCUCUUUUUGGCCUUUUUUCCUGCUUUGAUUGAUGUAUUGUUCCAUGGAAAUACUUGCUCAUUAUGACUUUGCCAAGAUCUAAUUUUUACAAAACUUAAGUCAUCUUUUUAAGCUGAUAACCAAACCAAUGUGGACAGAGAACAGUAAUUGUUCUUAUUAUAAAAAUAUACUAAUUACUUAUAAAGUGAUAACUACAUACCUAUCACAUCUCAGUUGUGUAGCAUCUUUUUCAAACAGGGCGAGUGUUGAGGGAGGGGAAAAAAAACCCAGACACUUAGUUUCUCUAUUGAAGUAGUUUUAACACGGUUGUGAUUUGGAACCUGGUCUUCAAUGCACUGGUGAGAUGCUGCACAGGUGGACUGUUUAUGAGCUACAGCAUUGUAAUUUACAUAGUCAUUUAUGUAAGUUUACUGGCAGUGUGUGUAAGAUUUAGCAUAGCCAUAAGAGAAGAUUGUCUUCAACAGGGAAGAGCUGACACCUCCACAUGAGCACUUGUGUGAUGUACACUGUGUGUCACCUGAUAGCUGUAAGUCUCAAAAGCUGUUCUGUUUAGCUCUACCAGUUCCU
Messenger RNA from Dryobates pubescens (Downy woodpecker), 1921 nucleotides. RefSeq names its product prefoldin subunit 4 (gene PFDN4). The coding region runs from base 103 to 510 and encodes 135 amino acids. The transcript has 4 exons. Gene Ontology annotation, cellular component: prefoldin complex; cytoplasm. The record is from RefSeq and is a predicted model, not a curated record. Lineage: Eukaryota; Metazoa; Chordata; Aves; Piciformes; Picidae. Gene Ontology annotation, biological process: protein folding.